UUAACGGACGUUCCUUUUUUGGCGCGGGACGAUCCUCACUUUUUGGCAUUGCCUAGUCGAGCACACUUUUCUUUCGGCAAAAGGUAUAUCUUCCACGCAACGGACCAUCGGGCCCGAGCAUCUAGCGAAUCACACCUAGACGAUAACUGGAUCCUUCACAUUUUCCCCGGCCGCAUGGCCAUUGGUUUUUUACGCGGCGUUUUUACUAGGCGCAAGCAUGCAAUAUGGAGCGUUUUAUGCUCAUUGGCUAGAUGCGUUUUCGCGACGGAAAUUCCCUUCCUGGUGGUCUCACGCAUUUCGAGCCGGAUGACGAAGACGGCAUUCUGGUGCUUUUUACAUUACCCUUUUACUUUAGUGUGUAUAACUGGCGGUAGCUUCUGGGUGAGGCUCCUGCAGGAGCCGGGUUAACGGGCGGCAUCAUUGGCAUACAAAAACUCGGCCCGUCGAACACAGGCUGUCGAAG
Molecule: messenger RNA, 463 nt
Organism: Paraphaeosphaeria sporulosa
Lineage: Eukaryota; Fungi; Ascomycota; Dothideomycetes; Pleosporales; Didymosphaeriaceae
Exons: 1
Coding region: 175-408 (77 amino acids)
Source: RefSeq, a predicted model, not a curated record